UCUGAUGCUGCUACUUGGGUGAUUCCAAUAGUUGGUAUUGAGGGAAUUGGGAAGACGACGCUUGCUCAGUUAGUUUACAAUGAUCAGAGUCUAGAUGGACAUUUUGAUAUGAAGAUUUGGGUUUCUUUAUAUGGCAAUUUCAGCACGAAGAAGCUUCUUGGUGAAAUUUUGGAGUGUGUGACUAAGCAUAGGUGUGAAUCCUCCCAGAUGGGUGUUUUGCAAUCCCAACUCCGAGACUCAUUAUGCGGAAAGAGAUAUCUACUUGUACUGGAUGAUGUGUGGAAUGAUGAUCAUGAAGAGUGGGAUAAAGUGCGGAGCGUGUUAAGAUGUGGAGCAGAAGGAAGCAAAAUUAGAGUCACCACCAGGAGUGAAAAAGUUGCUUCUGUAACGAGUACUGCUCCUCCGCACCAUUUGGAAGCCCUAACCAAAGAUGAUUGUUGGACCUUGUUCAAGCAGCAAGCCUUUGCAUAUGGUGAAGAAGAUGCCUUCUCAAACCUAUUGCCUAUUGGUCAGCAGAUUAUAGACAAGUGCCACGGUGUGCCUUUAGCAGCUAAAGUUCUUGGUGGCUUGUUACGGUCCAAAAGAGAGGAAGAUGAAUGGUUACGUGUGCAAGAAAGUGAUCUGUGGAACCUUGAUGCUGGUGAGAACAGAAUAUUAUCUGUCCUGAGGUUGAGUUUCAAUGACUUGCCAUCACAUUUAAAGCGAUGCUUUGCAUAUUGUGCCAUAUUUCCUAGAAAUUAUCAUUUAAGUAAGGAAAAGUUAAUCCAACAGUGGAUUGCAGGCGGCUUAGUUCAAUUAUCUGCAGGUGACGACCUUAACAUGCUUGAGCAAAUUGGCAAUGAGUGCUUUAACAAUUUACUGAAGGUCUUUUUUCCAACUCGCAAGCAUUAUCAAGCACAAGUAGUUGCUGAUGGUGAUCUUGCACAAACUCGACAUGCAUUGGUUGACAGUAAUAACAGGUCCAAUCUGCUGCCAGGAGCCUUGUACAAAGCACAUAAAUUGUGUACCCUCAGCCUCUUGGCUUCUGUAGAUACAUCAAUGGAAGCUCUAAGAAACCUAGUUUUGAGUUUUAGGCACCUUAAAAUUUUGAAUUUGAGCGGAAGUGGCAUCAAAAGGAUGCACAGAUCCAUCGGUGAUUUGAUAUAUUUGAGAUAUCUUGACCCCUUAAAUACUCCUCUCGAAACAUUACCAGAGACAAUUGGUCAUCUGAUGCACUUAUCUGCCAUGUUUACCCACAGAAAUAACAGAGUUAGUAAAGCAGAUACAUUUAAACAUAAAGGAUUGUGCAAGGCUUACUUGGCUCCCUUAUCGUAUUUUCCAUCUAUAGAGGCUUCAGACUUUACCAUAUUUAUUGCUUGGCCAGAUAUUGGUAAUCUCUGUAAACUAAAUCUUCGAGGUGAGUUGAAAAUUAAGCACCUUGAGAAUGUUACUUAUGUCCCUAGAGGAUCGGAGGGGUAUUUCAGGGACCAAAGUUUUUCAGGCUAUCUGGAACAUAUGCAACUUCACACAUUGGGACUAUUUUGGGGGGAUGGUGAUGCAGGUAAGUUCAAUCAAAACACAUCAAGACAAACCAGACAAAGUGCAGCUGUAUCUGAGCGUUUGAUGGAAAGCCUUCAGCCAAACCAUAAUAUAAGAAGUUUGUCAAUAAAUGGAUAUUCACGACGCCAAUUCCCUCUCUGGAUGAGUUCGGAUGCAAUCAGCAAUUUGACAGAGCUCAAGUUAGUCAAUUGCAAAAGUUGUCAAACUCUCCCUAAGCUUGGCCAACUUCCAUUCCUUAAGUGUCUCAACAUCCAAGGGAUGGACAAUGUGGUGAAAAUCGAUGAUGAGUUCUCUGGUGGAGGAAUGAGGCCGUUUCCAUCAUUGAAUGAACUAACCUUUCGAGACUUUCCUGAACUAAGAACUUGGGAAAGCAUGGGUUCAACAGAAGCUUUCCCUUGCAUCAAGAGACUAUCCAUCAUUAAAUGUCCGUUCUUAAAAACGAUGCCAUGGUUUCCAACUCUUCAACGCUUAAUGGUGCAAAACUGUGAUCCAUUGCUACUUAGAUCAGCAGCAGAGCUAAGAACACUUGUGACUCUUGUUAUUGACUCCUUUCGGGAGUUAUCUUUCAUACCGAAAGUACUGCCAGCAAACUGUUUGCUUCUUACGUCUUUGACAGUUAUCUCUUGUCCCAACCUUCAAACAUUGCCUGCUAAUUUGGGGAAAAUCACUGCUCUGAAGUCAUUGAAAAUUGGUUGGUGUGAGAUGCUGGCCAGUUUGCCUCAUGGAUUAGAAAAUCUCAUCUCUCUAGAGAAUUUGGAUAAUAACCCCAUUUUCCUAACAACUUGUUUGCCAACGGGAAUGCAACAUGCCAUGGCCCUUGAGCGCCUAACAAUUAUGUAUUGUUCGAAUCUGGCUUCUCUACCGGAUGGUCUGCAAAAUCUCUUGGCACUUAAGAGCUUGACCAUUUUAAGUUGCCCAGAAUUAGCAUCCCUGCCAGAAGGGGUUCAGCAUAUGAAGAUGCUACAAAAUCUGGAAAUUCGUAGCUGUCCAAAACUCAUGGCUCUGCCAAAGGUAAACAACCUUGUUUCAUUACGAUCUUUGGCAAUUUCAGACUCUCAAAAUAUAAAGUCUCUACCGGAAGGCAUCCAGCAGCUCGGUGAACUUCAACACCUUUCCAUUCAAGACUGUCCUGAACUUGAAAAACGAUGCAAGAGAGGGGAAGGUGAGGAUUGGCAGAAGAUAUCUCACAUCCCAUAUGUUUAUAUAGGAACAUCAAUACUUCAAAACAGACUGGACACUGCAGCCAGCUCCUCAAGUUCAUAGGUAUGACUCUUUCUCGUUAGUUCUUUUGAUUUUAGCUAUAAACAAAUCCCUGAUGGUUAGAAGUUUAAUUAGAUUUGGAUUUUGGAUUUAGUUCAUUCACUUUAUUCAUUUUAUGGUUCUCCAUAAUUGAUUUUUGGUUGUGCUUGUAUCCUCCUCCUGUUAUUGAUUCACCUGAUUUUGGUAAAUUAAGGAUCCCGGUGAAAUUAACUAUUCUAAAUUGUAUCAUUUAAGCCAAAGGCAGUGGUAACUGGUGGAAUUGGGUUAUUUGUAAAAUUUUUCAUAAUGCAAAAUCAGAACCAUAAAAUUGCUCCUCGCAAGUAACUCCUUGCCCUGUUCUUAUUGCAGGUAACACUAGGGUGGCAAAAAGAUAUAGUAGUAUCUAUUUCGCAUGUCAAACAUUUCCAUCUGAUCUGCUUCUGUGAUUUACUUCAAAAUGAACAUACAAAGGAGCAGGCUAAAUUUAAUAGUCUCACCGAUUUCGGUUCCAUCAGGUUUCCUAGUUUGCUUGGCAUUCUAUUGCUUUAAGGUCAGCUGCAUCUAAUUUGUGGGAACAAGUUCUAGUUGCUGUAUUGCAUAAGGAGAUAUCUCACAUCCCAUGUCUUAUUACAAUGAUCUGUUUGCGGAGACCAGGUUUGCUAGUUUGCUGGCCAUUCAUGUGCUUCAAG
Durio zibethinus is the source of this 3467-nucleotide messenger RNA. NCBI's taxonomy places the organism in Eukaryota, Viridiplantae, Streptophyta, Magnoliopsida, Malvales, Malvaceae. The record is from RefSeq and is a predicted model, not a curated record.